UAUCUUCUCCUAUGCAUCUCAGAUUGUAAAGCCUUGUAAAGAUUAUUAUAAUGUAUAAGAACUGUUGGUUUCCCUUUAUCUAGUUUGGGAGCCCUGUAGUAGGCCUUCCUGUGUUUUAUUGCAGAAGCCACCAGAACCCAACAGAGAAGCAGGGUAUGCAGUGAAACUUUAUGCUUUAACAAGCGAAGUGAUCAACGGCGAGAUGCAGUUCUAUGCCAGAGCCAAACAUUUCUAUCGGGAUGUGCCAGCGACAGAAGAGGGCAUGAUGGGAGAUUACAUUGAGCUGUCCAGUACGGACAUUGAAUCCUCCAGGGAAUUUCUUAGGAAGUUUAUUGGGGGUCCUGGGAAAGCUGGCACUGAGCAUGCCCUCGACUGUGGUUCUGGGAUUGGACGGGUCACUAAGCAUGUCCUCUUGCCAGUUUUCAAGAGUGUGGAACUGGUGGAUAUGAUGGAGAAUUUUCUGGCUGAGGCCCAGAACUAUUUACAGGGCAAGAAGGACAGAGUAAAGAUGUACUAUUGCUACAGCCUCCAGGAAUUCACUCCAGCCCCCCAAAAAUAUGAUGUCAUCUGGAUACAGUGGGUUUCAGGAUACCUGACGGAUAAAGAUCUCCUGGAGUUUCUUAUCCGGUGUCAAAAUGGCUUGAAGGAUAAUGGCAUUGUCAUUCUCAAGGACAACGUGGCCCGGGAAGGCUGUAUCCUGGACCCAUUGGACAGCAGCGUGAUCCGAGACCUGAGCAUCCUCCAGAGCCUCGUUGAGAAAAGUGGGCUCACCAUCCUGCAGCAGGAGAGGCAGAAGGGCUUCCCUGAGCAGUGUGUCCCCGUCUGGAUGUUGGCCAUGCAGAAGGACCCUGGCCUACCCUGAAAGGGGGUGUGCGUGGAUAUGAAGCCACUGAAACAUGACUGAUGCUCAGGACUUGCACUGAGAGGAAGAAGAGAAAAUGUCUGCUAAAAUCCCACUAUUAGUGUAGCUCUACUACUACAGCUACAGGGCUCUGCCCCCCCCCCCCGAAUGAUCAUGAGAGUAACUGCACCUGAACCAGGGCAUGCCGGCAACUACCCUGUUCCCAAAACCAGGCUGCCUCGUCUUCACAUCUUCUACCAAUAGGCCUCCUUUCUGUGAGAUUUCUAUUUUAUCUAAAGGGAUAAAACUCAUCUGUGAGAAAAUAAUUAGGCUAAAGCUUUCCAAAGUGACCUGAGAAUCUUUUGGGUGCCCCACAUGAGAUGCCAUAACGAAGCUUGUUUUUUUCAGAGGAUGGAUGCUCAGCUCUUCCUGGAAAUCAGGGCCCCUUAAGAAGAUUCAAGUUGGACAUAUACAUUACUUCUCUUCUGAAAAUCUCGGUUUAACUCCAUAUCUGUGUGGCUAAUAAUACCUUAGAUUAUUGGAACUGAAAAUGUCAGGAGUGUCUAAUCUAUUUACUGUCAGUUAUGCUGUUUAUUUAUUUAUUUUUGCCUUUCACUCAGGUUGGAUGGUGAAACUAAUCUGGUCAAUUUCAUAUUUUUAAGUCAAUUUCACUUCCUUCUUCCCCUGCCCUACAAGGAUGCUGUUAUAUUAGGAUUCUCAACACUUCUGGGGAAAGUGUCAAUGACAAAGAUCUACAUUGUAAAAAGCUGUUUGCAUUGAAAACUUUGCAAAAUGGUUUCUAUGUGUAUUAAGUUGCGGAAAACAUUUGUUUUAAAACCAAAGCUACAUUCACAGCAGAAACUACUUGGGAGACUCCCCUCAUGAUUCAUACAACCAUGAGGUCCUUUCUUUCCUACUGUUGUGGGUUUCAUUGAGAGGCUGGCAGGCCUAGUGGGCAGGUCAUGGCCUGUCAAUUUCUCUGUGCCCCCAAAGUUAACCCACAUGUACUGGGUUGGUAUGUAGGGGGACCCAGCCCACCAUCUCCAUCAGGUCCCAGCCCAGGGCCCAUGGGGGAGAGGUGUGGAACAUGUUGAUCACCUCUUCCUGGUGCACUUGACUAGUCUUCCUUGGGAUGCUUCCUACCUCCCUGCUCUCCAUCUGGUUUGGCGUAUAGGCACAGCCCACUUUCUCCCCAACAGGAGUUCCCAGUCAGUGAACUAAGCACUUCGCAGCUCUCUUGGUAGUGUCCAAUUAUUCUCCCUCUGCAGAGAGUGGGGGAAGCCUCUACCCUCCUGGUUGAGUCUAAGCCACAGUUCAGUCCCUCUCCCAUGGAUCACUUUGUCCCUAGAAACUUCAAAUUUUCUUCCUCCCUUUGAACAGCCUCCCUGCUUGACUAUCUGAGUCCCCUUUUGGGCAGGGACAGGGUCCACUUGGCCCAGUACUGCUCCAUCAGUCUCUGUGGGAGGGUGUCUCUAAAUCCCAUCACACCCAUAUUCAAAACAAGUCUGACAUGAUAUGCAGGGCUAAUGGCAUUUCAAGGAGUGUUAACAGUGAGGCUAAGGGAUAUUACUAGUACAAUAUUGAACUAAUUAACUGUACUAAGCUACGGAGGAUGUUACUUUAACCCAAAGGCAUCUAUGAUUUAUAUUUAAACAGCUUGGGUUUGACAUUACUAGUAAUCAUAUAUCCCCUCUCCUCUGUGCUAUCCAGAGAUUAUACACAGAACAGCGUCUUGUUUCACUUACACAAGCACAAGGAGAUCUGUGUGGAGGACAGAAGUUCUAGUUCAUGAAGGAUUUUGAAUUUUCAAAAUUUGGCUUCAUUACGAAUUGGAGUGAAAACUGAACAUUUCAGAA
This is a messenger RNA of Mauremys mutica (yellowpond turtle), 2697 nucleotides long. RefSeq names its product N-terminal Xaa-Pro-Lys N-methyltransferase 2 (gene NTMT2). The coding region runs from base 203 to 862 and encodes 219 amino acids. Gene Ontology annotation, biological process: N-terminal protein amino acid methylation. NCBI's taxonomy places the organism in Eukaryota, Metazoa, Chordata, Testudines, Geoemydidae. The record is from RefSeq and is a predicted model, not a curated record. The transcript is spliced from 4 exons. Gene Ontology annotation, molecular function: N-terminal protein N-methyltransferase activity. Gene Ontology annotation, cellular component: cytoplasm.